This is a messenger RNA of Aspergillus japonicus CBS 114.51, 450 nucleotides long. Its product is annotated as polysaccharide biosynthesis domain-containing protein. The transcript is spliced from 5 exons. The record is from RefSeq and is a predicted model, not a curated record. Lineage: Eukaryota; Fungi; Ascomycota; Eurotiomycetes; Eurotiales; Aspergillaceae. The coding region runs from base 1 to 450 and encodes 149 amino acids. Gene Ontology annotation, cellular component: cytoplasm.
AUGUCGAAGCCUUUCGAUCCCGAGACCGCGGAGAACUUGGACGAUAUGGAGAAGCAGUUUGCCGUCAAGGCCGUGGAGCACUUGAUGACAUACUGGGCGAUCCUCGAGAAGGUCCGCGGCUCGCAGCUUCGUCUGACCAAGAUGGACGACGAGAUCUACGAGUCCUUCAUGAAGGAGUUCCCGGACUUCGACCCCGCCGAGACGCUGAACGAGGACACGAUGAAGAGCAAGGAGGGCAAGGAGAAGUGGCGCAACUGGAUGAACCAGUACGAGAAGACGGUCGCCGACUUCAACUUCGGAACUAUGCUCCGGUCCAACCCCAAGUUCGAGUACGACCAGGAGACGACCAUCUUCGCUAUGCGCAUGCAGUUCUACGCGAUCGAGAUCGCCAGAAACCGCGCUGGACUCAACGACUGGAUCUAUGAGAAGGCACAGAAGGCGAGCUCCUAG